Mesocricetus auratus (golden hamster) is the source of this 8920-nucleotide messenger RNA. RefSeq names its product zinc finger and BTB domain containing 44 (gene Zbtb44). The transcript is spliced from 6 exons. The record is from RefSeq and is a predicted model, not a curated record. Bases 597 to 2447 code for a protein of 616 amino acids. NCBI's taxonomy places the organism in Eukaryota, Metazoa, Chordata, Mammalia, Rodentia, Cricetidae. Gene Ontology annotation, molecular function: protein binding.
AGACGAGCGGCUACGGCCCGCACGCGCGCUGCGGCGGCGGCUUCCCUCCCAGCCUCCCCUCCCCUCCCCUCAGUCCCUUUCCCCUUCCCCACCCCGCCCCGCCGGCCGGGCCAGCGCUCGCGGUCGCCCGCCCUCGGCAACCGCCCCCAACGGCCGCCCGCGCGCAGCGGGCUUGGGCCCCUCGCUCCUCCUCUCGGGCCCGCGGGCGCCGGGCGCUCCCCUCGCGCCUCGCACUCUCACACCUCGCGGGCACGCGGGCGAGCGGCGCCGCCAUGCGCGCCCACUUCCAGGCUGCACACUGGCCUAGGCGCGGCGGCCCGAGAUAGGGUCUCCUGAGCCUCCCGGGGGAGGAGAGGAGCCAGCCGCGCGCUCCGCCCCCUCCCCCCCGGGUUGCCGGCGCCGCCGCCGCCACCACCGCCACCGCCACCGCCGCCACCGCCGCUGCCACCUCGCUGCCGCCGCCUCAGUCUGGCGGGGAGGAGGAGGAGGAGAAGGAGGAGUAACAGGCCUCCGGACCCCCGCACCGCCGGCCGCAGGACAUUUCUGAUUUAUUGCAUCCUUGAAGAGCCUCAGUCGUAGAGGAAGGAAAAAAAAAGAUGGGUGUGAAAACAUUUACUCACAGUUCCUCUUCCCACAGCCAGGAAAUGCUGGGAAAACUAAAUAUGCUACGAAAUGAUGGACAUUUUUGUGAUAUCACUAUUCGUGUUCAGGACAAAAUCUUCCGGGCUCAUAAGGUGGUACUAGCAGCUUGCAGUGAUUUCUUUCGAACAAAGCUUGUGGGCCAAGCAGAGGAUGAGAACAAAAAUGUGUUGGAUCUGCAUCAUGUUACAGUAACUGGCUUUAUACCUCUUUUAGAAUACGCUUACACAGCCACUCUGUCAAUUAACACAGAAAAUAUUAUUGAUGUUCUAGCCGCAGCCAGCUAUAUGCAAAUGUUUAGUGUUGCUAGUACCUGCUCAGAGUUCAUGAAAUCAAGUAUUUUGUGGAAUACACCUAAUAGCCAACCAGAAAAGGGUUUGGAUGCUGGACAAGAAAAUAGUUCCAACUGCAAUUUUACAUCUCGAGAUGGAAGUAUUUCUCCAGUGUCUUCGGAGUGCAGUGUUGUGGACAGGACCAUUCCUGUUUGCCGGGAAUCCCGAAGAAAACGCAAAAGCUACAUUGUUAUGUCUCCUGAGAGUCCUGUAAAAUGUAGCACACAAACAAGUUCACCCCAGGUAUUGAAUUCUUCAGCUUCCUAUGCAGAAAAUAGAAAUCAGCCAGUUGACUCUUCUUUAGCUUUUCCAUGGACUUUCCCUUUUGGAAUUGAUCGAAGGAUUCAGCCUGAGAAAGUGAAACAGGCAGAAAACACCCGGACUUUAGAAAUGCCUGGCCCAUCUGAGGCAGGCAGAAGAAUGACUGACUUUGUGACUUGUGAGAGCACAAAAACUACCUUGCCUCUAGGUACAGAAGAAGAUGUGCAGGUCAAAGUAGAAAGAUUAAGUGAUGAGGAGGUCCAUGAGGAAGUGUCCCAGCCUGUCAGUGCAUCUCAGAGCUCACUGAGUGAUCAGCAGACAGUGCCCGGAAGUGAACCAGUUCAAGAGGACCUUCUGAUUAGUCCACAGUCUUCCUCUAUAGGCUCAGUAGAUGAAGGAGUUACCGAGGGGUUGCCUACACUGCAAAGCACUUGUAGCACCAAUGCUCACGCAGACGAUGAUGACAGAUUGGAAAAUGUUCAGUAUCCCUACCAACUCUACAUUGCUCCUUCUACCAGCAGUACAGAACGACCAAGUCCAAAUGGUCCAGACAGACCUUUUCAAUGCCCAACCUGUGGGGUUCGAUUCACCCGUGUUCAGAACCUAAAACAGCACAUGCUUAUCCACUCAGGAAUUAAACCAUUUCAGUGUGACCGCUGUGGAAAAAAGUUCACCAGGGCGUACUCCCUAAAGAUGCAUCGCCUAAAGCAUGAAGGUAAACGCUGUUUCCGGUGCCAGAUAUGUAGUGCCACUUUCACUUCCUUCGGGGAAUAUAAACACCAUAUGAGGGUUUCCCGGCACAUUAUCCGCAAGCCUCGGAUUUAUGAGUGCAAAACAUGUGGCGCCAUGUUCACCAACUCUGGAAAUUUAAUCGUGCACCUGAGGAGUCUGAACCAUGAAGCAUCAGAGCUAGCAAACUACUUCCAGAGCAGUGAUUUCUUAGUGCCGGACUACUUAAACCAGGAGCAAGAAGAGACUCUUGUUCAGUAUGAUCUUGGAGAACACACUUUUGAAAGCAACUCUUCUGUUCAAAUGCCUGUGAUCUCGCAGGUCUCCUCCACCCAGAAUUGUGAAAGCUCUUUCCCCUUGGGGUCUCUUGGUGGGCUUGCAGAGAAAGAGGAGGGAGUGCAAGAGCAGCCAAAGACCAGUGCUCAUGCCGAGGCUCCCCGAGACGACCCCCCUAAGUCAGAGCUGUCUUCUAUAACUAUCGAGUAAUUCUGUGAUUGGCCUCAGUUUUGGUUUUUGGAAAGUGCCUGUGCUUGGUCUUAACGUUUAAAUUUAAUUUUUUAAACACAGAAGGUUUCCCUUUGUAAGCCCUGAAAUUGGAGGGUUGCUUUGUUUUUUUCAUAGCUGAGAGAUUGCUUCUGUAUGUAUACAAUUAGGUAACAUUGAAACAGAACAUAGACUUUGAGAAUUAAGGAAAAGCAGCUGAUUUCAAACGUGGUGGUUCUUCCUCCCAUUGUUAAAAGUGGGUAGUAGCAGAUACAGAAGAAACCAGGCUGUUGACCUUCCUGAGAUGAGAGGCCUCAUGGGAAGUUACUACACAGAAUUUGACAAUGCCUAAGUAAAUGUUUACUCCUAGGUGCAGGGUGUUAUAGACCCUGUAGUUUUGGAAGUAUUUAUGGUAAUUUUUUUCCAAAUGAAGGCAAAUAACUUUUGAAAUCCAGCAUAUUCUUUUUUAAGCCAUUAAGGAUUUUCAUGGUGAAAAAUUGGUAUUGGGCAGGCUUUUCCUGUACCUUUAUAGUACCACUCCAAAGGCUAAGCAGUGUGAUUGAGAGGAGUCAGGCUGUUCAUGGAAUGGCCAGGGUGCAGAAUGAGGUAUGUAUACCCCAGCUUUAUAGGAAUUGUUUUAAUAAUGUUUUUCUUACUAGAAUGAAUGUUUACCUGGCCUUUGAAUACUGAUACCUGGCUAACUAGGACAUUGCCCAGAUAAGUGUCCUCUUGUCCCAUCAACAGUACUUUCACUUUCACUUGCAUAUACUAUUGUGCUGCCAUAUAAAGAAAAAUAUUGAAGAUAUUCUAUAUUUUAUAUAUAGGUUUAUGUAUUGUUGGGAUGUUUAUGCUGUGCUGUUUUGGACAAAAAUAAAAGAAUUCUGUUUUGAGGCUACAUUCUUAACCCAAUUAAGAUUGUUUACAAGAUCACAUAUGACAACAAUACAUUGUCCUUAUUCUAAAGUAUUUUGAAGUAUCGCCAAGUUUGUUAAAAGUGGUUAUAGUUUUCACAGGAUGUAAGCAAUAAUGUGGAAGGCAAGAAGUUGUAAAGUGAUCACCUGUGACUCAGAAACUGGAGGGGGUUGUUAAGACUAAAAACUAAAAGCUUUUGCUAGGCUACUUGUGAUGAAAUUUAUAUACUCUAGAUUGGGAUAUGCAUUUUUUUAAUCUGGUGCCAUUAAAGCCUCUUUGAUCUGGAAUAUUCAUGAGUUCAUGAAUAAUGAACUUUUGAGUAAUUUUUCUAUAUAGAAAAUCACCCCAAAGUUCAUCAUUAUGAUAGCUCCUGAUGGGGUUAGAAAAUAGAAACAACAUAGACUUUUGUUUGACUUUGGAUACUUUCUUUGUGACAGGAUCAUAUGUAUCCCAGGCUGACCCAGAACUCAUGAUCCUCUCGCCUCAGAGUCCCCCACAGCCCUUGGUAAUAUUAUAUAUUAUAGACACAUGUCGCCACACCCAGUUCAGACUUUAGUUCCUUUAGUCAAACACAUGAUCUGAAUUUUAUUCCAAUGCCAGACCUUACUUCUUUUUACAUUAUAGUAACUUGUUUCUUUAAAAUUUAUUAAUUCUAUAAUUUAAUUUCUCUCUUUGUCCAUGUUCUGCUACCUUCUAUGAUUUUCUUCUUAAUAUUGAGAUGUGAACCCAGAGCCUUAUACAUUAGGAGGACAUGAAUCUUCAUUGAGAUACAACCCUAGCCUUUAUUUUCACUUUUUCGUCUGACUGAUGAACUUACUUGUUCCCAAACAUAGGUGUAUGACUUUCAGAAAAAUCAACUAGAAAUGUCACAAUUUUUAUUUUACUGUCAUAUAUGAUCUUUAAAACUGUGCCUACUAAUAAAUAAAUUCUAAAACUUGUUAGAAUCCUCUUUUAGUAUGGUAAAGACUAGGUUAAAUUAUGAUCAGGAAUUAUGUUUUUGGUUUCAAGUUUUGUUUGGUUAAGAGUCAGAAAAAAAAGAAAAGAAAGAAAUAAUCAGAGAUGAACUGUUAAAAGAAUUCUUUUUGGAUUUCUUGAUUGAAAGUGUUUCAGUCUACCCUAUCCUGAGAAUUCUUGAGUUAGGACAUCCCUGGUAGCCCCCUGUGAAGGACACUCCUCACUCUGGGAAUGAGAGAUUUGAAUAUACCUUGAAAAUACAUAUGGUUAGUUGCCUUUUUCUUUUCCAAUGAGACUCCACAUUUUUGAGGACAUUUUGUUUAUGGGUCUGUUAUAGGAAACACAACUGCAAGAGAUAACUGUAUAUAGAAACAUUUAAGGUUUAUUUGAAGUUGAUUUGAGAGAGGAAUGCCUAGAUGUAUACUUUUCACCAGAAUAUAUGGAAGACAUGUGAAGAGAUGAAAGCCAGUCUAUGAUCCCUUCUAUAGAAGGUAACUAAAAAGAAAGGCAUACUUGUUUAGAAUUUUUAAGGGUAACUAUCUUUUGUAAGGCCUAAGAGGGUAACUUUGUGAUAUUUAAAGGGCUUAAGUUUUGGAAUGCAGGAUAAAUUACUUUUUAAAAAAGCUAAGCAUUUUAUACAAGAAAAGCUUUUGUUUUCAGGUUUUUCCCAGCUACCAAAUAGAUAGGAUGUGCUUUAGAAAUAAGGUUCUUGCCAUGAUGUUAGGUCUAAUUCUUCUUGUCACACUUUGCAUUUCCAAAUUCUGGCCUUGGUAGCAUCAUGCCAGUUUUUGUUCUGAUGCAAAGACAAAGUUGACAAUGGCUUUUACUUUCUGUAUUUUAAUUUUCAAGAAAUGGAUGUAGACAAAUGUUGCUAUCCACAAAUGGAUUUCAAUGAAUUUCUCUUAAUUGGCCAUUUUAAAUAAUGCCAAUUUUUUAUUUCAGUUAAUUACAGUUCAUUUUAUUGCUAGGUUUUGAUUUGGAGGAGUGGGGUUUCUUUUUUGUUUCGGUGUUUGGUUUUAAGUUCACAAUUUUGUUAAAACAAAAUGACCUAAAAUGUUUAAAUGGCCUCAUUUGUGUCUUAUGGUUGAACAUUCUUACUCCCUUAAAUAGGUUCCAUGUUAAGGUACAUGCCAUGUGUUAUUAAAGACCAACAAACAAAAAAUACUUGUAUUUUGUUAAAAUGUUUUAAGAAAUAAGAGUGAAGUAGUCAAUGCCUCUGAUGCGCUGAGUUACUGGUAACCCAGUUACUUUCUAAACUGCUGAGCCAGGCUCUCCUGUUCUAGAAGCUGAUCCUAUUCCUUUGGAAGCUAAAUUAAGUCUUUCAUUCCUUUAAAAAACAAAAACAAAUCAUCUCCUGUUUUAUUCUUUUAAUCUAACAGGAACCGCUUCAGCACUUAGUGACUUUUGUGUAGGUUUUCAGACUGUGAUUUUAGUCUGUUAGCUUUGAAUUUCCUAUAAGGUACAUUGCCAUACAGGGUUAUGGUAGAUGGCAAUACUCUACUAGUAUCACAGAGAAUUGUUUCUUACCAUGAGUGAACAGUCCUGAUACUGUACUGAAGAGAUUUUGAUUUGAGAAAGUAAUGAACAGGCAGAUUGGAAACUUCCAUUGGCACUGCAUCACUCAUCUGCAAAAAGGGCCGUAAAACUCUGAAGUAUACAUCUAAGUGAAGGAAUGAUUUAUGAUUUCUUAACUAUAGGCAGGGGAAGGAAUUAGGAAAGCUUGAAUACAGAGCAAAAGGUACAGGAGGAAAAUGAGUUUUCACGGUAAGUUGUUGACAUCAGAUGGUUUUUUUGUAUUUUGAUAGUUACUAAGAGAAUGUGUAGAAGCCAAAAGGCAGUGGAACAAAGCUAAGGGAACGGAUAGACUGGAUCAUGGUAACAUAACUCUGGAAUAUUUAUAACUAAACACGGGUUUUAAAUAAGAUCAUCAAAAUUAAUAUUCCUUAUUUUGCUUAUACUAGUAUUUAUCUCUAAGUGUCUUUUUUGACAGAAUGUGGUGACAUGAAAUUUUUUUAUUUGAAAAAUACUCUGCAAAACAAAUUUGCCAAAAUGGCAAUGGUUCAGAUAAACAGUGAAGUGGAACUGAGCCAGUCCUCAUUCAAACUGGAAAUAGGUGAGGGGUGUCUCAUUCUGGAUUAUACGUAGAUUAAGAUAUUUGCUGUGACCCAGAAAAGUUGAACUGUGUUGAACAGGGGAUAGUACCAGCUGCCACCAGGAGUUACACUUUUUAUCUAUUAAUUUACACUAAGUUGAUAAGUUAGGUGUUUCCCCUAUAGCAUAAUUCUGUUUUUGGAAAUAGUCACUGUAGAAAUUUCAGUGCAUUGGAACCUUGGCUUUGGCAGUGUCUGAGCAGCAAAUGCUACUUCACGUGUUUUCUGCUCCCUCCGAGGUAAGACCCAGGCCAGUGCCAGCGAGCCCCAGGCUUCUUGUGCACAAAACAGUCUACAAAGAACUUAGUUCAGAUCAUGGUUAAAAACGUUAAAAUUAAUAUUUUUGUUAAUUAAAAGUUAAAAUACAGUUAAAUGACUUUAUUUUAGUUUGAAGUGCCUAGUUUAUAAAGUCAAAUGCUUUCUUUCUCUUGUAAGUUAACCAGCUUUGCUAAGCCUAAAGCUCAGUUGUGAUGACCUUACUAGACUCCUUGUUUUCUCAAAUACCAGUCUGAUCAUACCUAGAGCUUGGAAGGGUCAGUGAACGGUGGUUACGUUACCAGGUUCCAUCACCUGCUGAGGAGUUGGCCUCCCUAGCUAGGGGAAGUGUUUUGUGUCUUCAGGAUGGGGAAGCUCUUUUUGUAGUCCUCGUUUCCAGAGAGGGCCUUUUCUGUGAUUAGUGUGGGAGUGCACUUUCUCCAAUCAUUUCAUUUUAGGUAGCAGUUUUCAAGUUAACAGAUGUCAUGGAAAAUUUCAUACUGAGAGUGCAUUGCAGUUUUGAAAGUUGUGCUGCUUUUCUGCUCCCUGGAGUGAGAGCAUCCAUCGGGUAUUUAGAAGUGAGAUCAUAAACUUGGUUGUUUUGCUUAUACAAAAUGAUAGCUUCUGAUGCUUAUAGUUGAAGAUAUUGUUUAAAGAAACAGCAGUUGCUGAUGGGUAAAAUUUGGUUUUGACCCAAGUUCCAGUGAUGUAUUUAGUUUGCUGAUACUGGUGUCUCCUGUUGCAUCAGCUAGAUUUUGCCUGCCUUUGUUAGGCACCCUUGUGGCACCUUGUGUUCACCUUGGAGGAUGGUAUGUGGCCUCUUGAUGCCUCUACUGUCUUUUCAAAGCCAUUUUAUAAAAAUCUUAGGUAGCCUAUUUUAAUAUUUAAAUAUAUAUAUUUGUGAAAGAUACUUUUAGAACAGACUUUUUUUUAACAUUAAAAUUCCUGUAUUCCCAUUUUUAAGAGUAAACUAAAGCUUUUCCAGGCUUAGGAAGUAUCUUUUCAGAACCAUAAUAAGAAAGUCAAAUAGAUUGAAGUAAUGAACUGGAGAGUUCAAUGGUAGGGGAAAAAGAUGUUGGUUGAGGGGAGACAGUUUUAAAGGUGGAAACAAUUGCUUUGAUGUAACAAAUUUUUAAAAUAAAAUUAUGGUUUUAUUUCUGUAAUUUCAUAUUUGCUGCUACAGUAGCUCACUAUUUUACAGGGCUAAUAUAGAAAUCUGGCCCCAUUUAAAAACUGGGGUCCUUUCUAAUGCAGGCAGCCUAGAGAGAGACUGCAUCAGUCUGCCAGACGGUGACCGAGCGUUCCGUGAGGCUGCUGCAUGCUUUAAUAUUUGCCUGUAGCUGGCAGCACAGGUCAGGGAAGCUUCCUACCCUGCCAGCUAGAGCAGCGUGACCCUUGAGGAACUGGCAUCUGUGAAACAGGCCAGAGAGGGGACUUGUGCAGAAACGCUGGUUCGGUCAGGUGGAUGGGCGUCUCCAUGUCCUCUUCCCUCUCCUAGGACAGCACGACUCUCCACGGUGCCAGUCCCAGUUCACCAGCCGUGUACCAGCCGUCGUCAUCUCAUCAAGUGUAGCUUUACUUGGUGACAGUGGCCAUAGCUAAACUACUUGGCAUGUUUGACUUCCUAUAAUAUCAAAAUGGUCUUAAAUUUUGUUUUGUUUGAUUUCCUUAAAAAAUGUAUACGGUGUCAUAACUUCACAUUUUAUAUACUAGUAUCUGGCUAUUAGUAUUUUACAGAAACCAUGGUCCUUGGUAACUACAUAUAUAUAUAUAUAUAUAUAUUUUUGUGACUUUUGUAAACUAAGUGCCGUUUCAAUGUUACAAUCAUUUUUAGAGUUAUUGUAAUCAAUGUGAAUAUCAUGUCUUUUCAAAUCUGUUCUGAGCCUAGUGUUUGCUUUGUGACAUAAUGUGUAUUGUAUAUAUUCUGUAUAGUUAAUACUGUACUGAAAUUAGCUUGUUUGAUAUGAGAAAAGUAUGUAUUGAGUACCUUUUUGCUAGCCUGAUUGCUUAAUCUUUUUUUAAAAAGAUUUAAACUUUUGUUUUUUAAAUCUUUAAACUGACCUUUAUUACGUGGUCACAAAUAAGUUACAGUUAGAAGGGAUGGACAGGGAUAAAGUUAGUCUUGAGUGUCUUUGGAUAGAAACAUGAGACUAAGAUUUGUUUUUGUUUUUCCUCAUUAAAAUAUCUUACUGGUGUUUUAUGAAA